Molecule: messenger RNA, 1598 nt
Organism: Musa acuminata subsp. malaccensis (wild Malaysian banana)
Lineage: Eukaryota; Viridiplantae; Streptophyta; Magnoliopsida; Zingiberales; Musaceae
Source: RefSeq, a predicted model, not a curated record
AUGCUCAUUCAUGGAUGAGUGAUUUGACUUGAUUUUUUCAUGUUGGCAGAUGGAUUAGGAACUAAGAUCAAUGAAGAUGGGAUUGCUUAUUAUAACAAUCUGAUCAAUUACCUACUUGAAAAAGGUAUACAGCCUUAUGUUACACUAUAUCAUUGGGAUCUUCCAUAUUUUCUUCAUGAAUCAAUGGGGGGAUGGCUGUCGGAGAAGAUUGUGCAAUAUUUUGCACUAUAUGCUGAAGCAUGUUUUGAGAAGUUUGGAGACAGAGUGAAGCACUGGAUUACAAUCAACGAACCACGUCAAACAGCUGUGAAUGGAUAUGGUUAUGGUUUCUUUGCUCCUGGAAGAUGUGAAAAUUCAUCUGCGGAACCUUAUUUGGCUGCUCAUCACCAACUUUUGGCUCAUGCAGCUGCUGUUGCUGUAUACAGGAAGAAAUAUAAGGAUGCUCAAGGUGGUGUAAUUGGCCUGACAAUUGAUUGUGAAUGGGCAGAGCCAUUUUCUGACAAGUUGGAAGAUAAAAUUGCUGCUGAUACGUGGCUGGACUUUCAACUUGGAUGGUAUUUGGAUCCAAUUUACUAUGGGGACUACCCCUUGGCCAUGCGUGAGCGUGUAGGAGAUCUGCUUCCAAAAUUAUCAGAGGCAGAUAAGGAGUUACUGCAGAAUGCAACUGACUUUGUUGGUCUGAACCACUAUACAACCAGAUUUGUUGCUCAUGCAGAAAACCAAAGAGAUAUUCAUUUCUAUCAAGUACAAGAAUCAGAGAGGAUAGCUAAAUGGCAAAGUGGUGAACCAAUUGGUCAAAGGGCUGCAUCAGAAUGGCUCUACGUAGUUCCUUGGGGCUUCCAGAAGGUUCUUAACUAUAUAGCAAAGCGUUACCACAAUCCUCCAUUAUAUGUCACCGAGAAUGGCAUGGAUCAAGAAGAAACCGAAACAGCAAGUCUUGAAGAGGUCCUAGAUGAUAAAAUGAGAGUCAGAUACUAUCAGACAUACCUUGCAGCAGUUGCACAAGCAAUCAGGGAUGGUGUUGAUGUUCGUGGAUAUUUUGCAUGGUCAUUCUUGGACAAUUUUGAGUGGGCCGAAGGAUAUACUAAAAGGUUUGGACUGGUCUACGUUGAUUAUAAGAAUGGUCUUACAAGGUACCCAAAAUCAUCAGCACUUUGGUUUUCAAGCUUCUUGAAGGCUAAUGAGCAAGAUGUUGUGAAGGAGAUCAACCAAGCCUAAGACCUAAUGCUAAGAUGUGAACACACUUGUAAUCUCAUCUCUUCAUGUUACUAUGCAGACAAUGUCUUAUAUAGUCUCUGCUCAAUUGAUCAUGCUACUUGACUGACAUGAUUAAGUUUGUUGGGACUUUAUCUGCUUGUUAUCGUUGUUGAUUUGGGCAGUAAAAUUCCUGAGAUACAUUAGCCUAUAUUAGAUAAACAUAUUGGCUUAGAUGUGAAACUUCAGUUUUCUGGGGCUAAUGUAUCUCCGAUUAUCCAACAACAACAACAAGCUGAAAUGUCUCAACUAUUUGGGGCAAUUAUACAUUAGGAUGUUUUCAUCUCAAAUAAUUGUUGACAAAAUGGGAAAGAAAGCAUUGGCUGUGGCCAUGCAAUUUCAUC